Myxocyprinus asiaticus (Chinese sucker) is the source of this 1939-nucleotide messenger RNA. Its product is annotated as zinc finger protein basonuclin-2-like. NCBI's taxonomy places the organism in Eukaryota, Metazoa, Chordata, Actinopteri, Cypriniformes, Catostomidae. The record is from RefSeq and is a predicted model, not a curated record. The transcript has 7 exons. Bases 1 to 1923 code for a protein of 640 amino acids. Gene Ontology annotation, biological process: regulation of DNA-templated transcription. Gene Ontology annotation, cellular component: nucleus.
AUGGAGCAGACUGCACAGCUGAAGAAGAUCGGAGUCAGUAUGGAGCUGAACACGGGAGAACAGCUGGAGAAAGAACAAAAACAGAUUUACUGGUACACACGUGUGGCUAAUCUCUACAACUACAAACUCCACCGUCACAGACGCUCAGUUGAUUUGCUCCAAAAAUACCUUCAUAGAACGACAGACGGAGAUCAGUCUCUUCUGAAAUGUGAUGAACACACCGUCUCUCUGAAGUUAAAGGAGGUGAUCAACUGCACACAGUCAGACUGUCACUGUGAUUGCUUCCGGCCCAGACGUCAUCACAUCAGGUCAUGUGAUCGCUGCACACACGGCUGGGUCACCCACGCUGUUGGUAAGGUGUGCAGUCAGGCUGCUGCUGUGUGUUCAGGGCAGGUGGAGAUCGUUCAGAGUCACGUGGUGUUUGACAUCAGUAGUCUGAUUCUGUAUGGGACGCAGGCACUUCCUGUGCGGAUGAAGAUCCUGCUGGACCGUCUGUUCAGUGUGCUCACUCACACACAGGUGCUCAAUAUCAUACACACACUCGGCUGGACACUGCGGGACUAUGUGAGAGGAUAUAUGCUACAGGACUCUAUGGGGAUGGUUCUGGAUCGCUGGGUGACCAUGACCCCAGAAGAUGAGGUUGUGACCCUGCAACAGUUUUUGCGUUUUGGUGAAACAAAAUCCAUCGUAGAGCUCAUGGUUGUCGAGGAACAGCGGAUCCACUCAGAAACUCCAGACCGAGUCUCCAAAGCAGCCGGUAUUGAUUCUGACAUCUGCGCAUACGUUGAGAGCAACAGUCUCCAUCGCAAACCGAGAGAUCAGUCGCCCCAUGGCCUGCAGCACUUUGAGAAUCUCCCAGGAGGAAAUCUCAUGUUCCUUCAACCCUUUCACUACAUCAGGCCGUCCACAACCCCUCUGUUUCACUCCCGACAAACUCUCACAGUGGAACGUCAUCCUGCAACCCAACAACUGCAACGCCUCGGACUGAACAAACAGAGCCAGUCUGAGAUAACAUCGGAGCUCAGAGGAACCAGAAACAGAGGACGAAAUGUGGACAAGGCAACUGGGAAGACCAACAAAACCUCCAUCAGGUCACCAAAAUACUCCCAUGAUGAACAUCGAGUUGGUGACCUCAACACUCCUGUUCGAUUGGUGGAAGUCAACUCCUCAGUUCCUGAUUCUUCCUCCUCGGUCACGCGGGAACGCCAGUCAGGUUCGUCCUUGAGUAAGGGCCGAGUGAACUGCAACACGUGCGCAAAGACGUUUUACGACAAAGGAACACUGAAGAUCCACUUCAAUGCCGUACACUUGAAGAUCAAACACCGCUGUACCAUUGAGGGCUGCAACAUGAUGUUCAGUUCUCUGCGCAGUCGAAACAGACACAGCGCAAACCCAAACCCGCGGCUGCACGCUUCGGUGCAGCACACAACGCAGCCGUCCAUCCAGCCCAGGCGGGUUAAGAUGUUCGUCACUCAACCCUUCACGAACACCCCUGUCGCACCCCUCCGUAGGACGUCCACUCCACCUGUUUCCAUGUCAACACAUCCUUUGGUUUCCACGGCAACCAACAACACCGUAAUGACUGGCCAACUGGAACAUCAAAGUGGCUCUGGGUCAGGAGGAGGGGCUACAGGGCAUCUCAUAGCCAAUCGGAAUGGCCUCAAUGAAAUGAUUGACAUGAUACCUAAAAAGAAGCCACGCAAGUCCAGCAUGCCGUUGAAGAUUAAGCGAGAGAAUCGUCAUGAUGACCUCGAUGAUGAUGAUGGACUUUUAAAACUCCCAAUAAAUGAACAGAUAAACAGUCGCUUCACAGUGUUGCAAAGACAAUCGAUCAAUAGUCUCCGUGGCAACAAACACCAUUCUAUCAACAAUCCCAUCAGCUACAGUGUAUCAGGUCAUGACAGUUACAACAGUGAUCUAUAACCGGCACUCAUUCACA